Messenger RNA from Saccharomycodes ludwigii, 3387 nucleotides. It is a transcript of the gene YCG1, whose product is annotated as condensin subunit YCG1. Lineage: Eukaryota; Fungi; Ascomycota; Saccharomycetes; Saccharomycodales; Saccharomycodaceae. The transcript has a single exon. The coding region runs from base 1 to 3387 and encodes 1128 amino acids. The record is from RefSeq and is a predicted model, not a curated record. Gene Ontology annotation, biological process: mitotic chromosome condensation. Gene Ontology annotation, cellular component: condensed chromosome; condensin complex.
AUGAUGUCUAGUAAUGAUAAUUCGUCUUCUUCCGUAAUUAAUCAAGACAUUCCAAGCAGUUCUCAAGAGGGUUAUCUUACAGAAAACACGAUAGAUCAACAAAUUUUCAGGUCUAUUGCAGAUGUUUUCCAAAAGGCACAAUUAACUUAUGCUGGGCAUAGAAAACAUGUUGCCAUUUUAAGAAAAAUACAGAUGAAAGCUUACCAACAAAAUUAUGAUGAGAUUUUUAAUCUGUGGUUUUGUAAAAUGAUCUCAAAGGUUUUACUUAUAAAAAAGACGGAUCCUUUGGGUGACAGAAUCGUUAGAUUAGUGGCGGGAUUUAUAGCUAGCUGGGAAAAGCAUGUUAUAAAAGUAAAUGAAGAACUGGGCAACGAUACAAAUGAUGAAGCACUGGGCUUUAGUAAGUUUUUAAACACAUUUAUGCGAUAUAUUCUAAGAGCCAUAGAAUGCAAGAAUAAAAUUAUUCGUUAUAGGGUUACACAAUUCAUUGCCAUCAUUAUGGAUAAUAUAACUGAAAUAGAUGAAGAAUUAUUUGAUAUUUUAUCUUGGUCCAUUUCGAAAAGGGUUACCGAUAAAGAGCCCAGCGUUAGAAUCCAAGCUAUUUUUUGCAUGACCAAGUUUCAAAACGAUGAAGAGGUUGAUAACAGUGACAAUGACAGUGAUAUUAACGCCAUUAAAACUUUAAUAAAGAUCCUAAGAAAUGACCCAGCACCUGAAGUACGUAGAGCUUCUAUGCUAAAUUUGAUACAAAAUAAUGAUACAGUUCCAUUUAUAUUAGAAAGGAUAAGAGAUGUAAAUGUUAUUAACAGAAGAUUAAUCUUUUCUAGAGUUUUGAAAAAUUUUGACGAUUUCACCAUGAUAAAUAGAAACAUUUUAGAAAAAUUGAUUACUUGGGGGAUGGAGGAUAGAGAAGAAAGUGUUCGUAGAGCCUGUUCUAAUUUGAUUUCACAUCAUUGGUUAAAUAAAGUGAAUGGCGAUAUUAUGAAACUUUUGAAAAAAUUGAAUGUGACAAAAUCGUCUAUCGCUAAUAAAGUUUUGAUGACUUUAUUUAGGAAUAGACACGAUAUUAUUGAAAAGAUAACAUUUCCUAAAGAGGUAUGGCAAAAUUUAACGCCCGAAGUCUCAUUUUUAUUAAAGGUAUUUUAUCAGUAUUGCUUAGAAAAUGAUUUACAAAGCGUUAUUGAAGAUAAUUUUUUUGAGUCUGCUGAAUUGGCCACCAUUAUAAAACUAUAUGCAAAUGGCGCUUUUGAAGAAAAGAAUGAGGAAGACCUCUUUAUCUUCCAACAGUUAUUGGAUGUAGCCUCAAAAUAUGACUAUAGCGAUGAAAUAGGUAGAAGAGAUAUGCUAAAUUUAGUUCGAAAUAUUUUGUUUACACAGAUAUUAGAUCAACAAACGACAAAAUUAUCUAUAAAUACUUUAAAGAAGUUAGCUAUUAAUGAAAAAGAUUUUAUAGCUAUCACCAUUGAUAUCAUCCAGGAUAUUCGAGAUGAACAGAUUGAAAACGGGGAGAUUUCUAAUACUGAUAACUUAAGCGAAGUAGAAGAGCUGGAAGAAAAUGGAAAAGAUAAUAAAACGGAUACCAACAUUAAAAAUAGUUUGAAUAAAAACGGCAUAAUUGGUGAUGACGUUAAAGAAACUGAAGAUGACUCUGUUGCCAUUGAAUCUUUUGCUUCGGCUGUUGAUGGAUACGUAAAUCAAUCUUUGGCUAAUUCUAGUCGUAUUUCUGAAAGUAAUGUUUCCCAAUCUUUAAUUGUUGAUGAUUUAGACGAAACUACAUUAGUAAGAUGUUUGAAUAUGUCAAGGUAUAUGUUAGAAAUUGUCGAAGAACCAGCUGAUAGUAUUACAAUGUCCUCAUUGAUUGAUACUUUGAUUACACCUGCGGUUCGCAAUACUGAUCCAGAUAUUAGAAACUUGGGAAUAAGGAACUUAGGUUUAUGCUGUUUAUUGGAUAUUGAAUUGGCUACAGAGAAUAUGUAUAUUCUAGGUAUGUGUGUUUCUAAGGGUAAUCCUACUCUAAAGAAAAUAGCACUGGAGGUCAUUGUGGAUAUCUUUUCCUUGUAUGGUACAAAGAUAGUCGAUGGUGAGGGAAAAGUUGAUUCUUUAUCUAUUCAUAAAAUAUUUUAUCGAGUGUUAAAAAAUGCUGAUCACCCUGAAUGUCAAUCAGUAGCGGCAGAAGGAUUAUGCAAGUUAUUUUUGUGUGAUACCUUUGUUGAUGACGAUCUAUUUGAAACAUUAAUUUUAUCUUAUUUUUCUCCAGCAAACCAGGACAACGAGCUUUUGAUUCAAGCCUUUGCAUUUUGUUUACCAGUAUAUUGUUAUUCCCAUAUUCAGCAUCAAGAGAAAAUGGCUAAGAUUGCGGCUGACGUGUUGUUUAGAUUGUCCAUGUUAUGGUCAGAUAUACAGUCUGGAGAAGAUAGUUCUUAUAGCAACGAUUCGAUGUUGAAACCAAGUAAAAUUUUACAGCAGUUGGUUGAUUGGGUAGACCCAUUUCGUGUUGUAAAGUUAUCUGAAGAGGAUGCUUUGAGAUCAAAUACUCAAUUGGAAUUUUUACAUGUGUUAUUGCAAAUAUUUGAAAGGUUUGAAAACAAAAACGUAAAAAAAAUGAUUUUAACUAGUUUGAAUAGAUUUAAGGUUUGUAAAGAAAAAGACUUAAAGUUAAUGAUGAAUAUACGAGAAUCUUUAGAAGAUAUUUUGGAAAACGAUCCCAUAGAUAAAGUUUGUAUUAAUUCCAUGAAUAAAUUUUUGACUGAUUUAUCUAAAUGUAUUGAAGAAAACGAUCAAUCAGUAGAGAACUCGUCCCAUACUAAUGAGGAGGAGGAGGAGGACGAGGAGGAGCAUGAGCAGGAGAAGAAAGAAGAAUAUAGUAAUUUGCAAGAGGAACAAACUACGGCGACUAAUAAGGAGUUUAAUAACAACAUUAAAGACAAUGCUAAUAUAUCUUUUAUUAUGAACUCAAAAAUUUCCGACCUUGGGGGAGUUGGAGAAGAAAAAGAAAAAGAAAAAGAAAAAGAAAAAGAAAAAGAAAAAGAAAAAGAAAAAGAAAAAGAAAAAGGCAAAUUUGAUGAUGAUUUGAUCAGCACAAAAGGUAUUAAAAGAAGAAGGGAAAGUAAUUCUGAUAGUGAGGGGGAAGAACAUUUUGAUGAUGCUAUUGAUAAGAAGGAGGAUAACUCUGAAAAUAAGGGACUAGUUAACCAAAAAUUGGAAGUUUCUGAUAGUGUUGAUUUCCGAAUUAAUGAUAGUGCAUUAUCCACAACUGAUUAUAAUGCUACAACUCCUUCUGGUUCAAACUUGAACCAUCAAAAAAAAAAUGUCAGUUUUGCUUUUCCAGAUGUGAGCUCAGAUGAGUUAUCUUCCGUUAGCUACGUAGAUAACAAUGACGAAAAUUAG